AUGGAUCAGUUCAAAGGACAGCCACGUCUCCCAAAAUUUGCCCUCCCUAAACGCUACGAUAUCCGCCUCACGCCGGACUUAACCGCCUGCACUUUCGCUGGCUCCGUCGCAAUCGAUCUCGAUAUCGUUGAAAACACCAAUUUCAUUGUCGUCAACGCUGCUGACCUUUCUAUCAACUCCGGUUCCGUCUCCUUCACCUCCUCCUCUAAGGUUUUUCAACCGGUGAAACUUGAUUUAAUUGAAGCGGAUGAGAUAUUGGUGUUGCAAUUUUCGGAAACGCUUCCGAUUGGGAUUGGAGUUCUCGCGAUUGGAUUUGAAGGUGUUUUGAAUGACAAAAUGAAAGGUUUUUAUAGAAGUACUUAUGAGAUUAAUGGAGAGAAGAAGAACAUGGCCGUUACGCAGUUUGAGCCUGCAGAUGCCAGAAGAUGUUUUCCAUGUUGGGAUGAGCCUGCUUGCAAGGCUACAUUCAAGAUCACGUUGGAUGUGCCAGCUGAACUUGUGGCUCUUGCUAAUAUGCCAGUUAUUGAGGAGAAGGUGAAUGGGGAUUUGAAAACAGUUUCUUAUCAAGAAACGCCUAUCAUGUCUACAUAUUUGGUUGCAGUUGUCAUUGGUUUGUUUGAUUAUGUGGAAGAUCACACAUCUGAUGGGGUGAAAGUUCGUGUAUAUUGUCAAGUCGGGAAGACGAACCAAGGGAAGUUUGCAUUGCAUGUUGCUGUGAAGACGCUUGAGUUAUUUAAAGAAUAUUUUGCUGUGCCAUAUGCUCUCCCGAAGUUAGAUAUGAUUGCAAUCCCUGAUUUUGCUGCUGGGGCAAUGGAGAAUUAUGGCUUAGUUACAUAUCGUGAGACAGCCUUGCUUUAUGAUGAUCAGCAUUCUGCUGCUGCUAACAAGCAGAGGGUUGCUACUGUUGUGGCACAUGAGCUGGCACACCAGUGGUUUGGCAAUCUUGUGACCAUGGAGUGGUGGACACAUUUAUGGCUGAACGAGGGUUUUGCUACAUGGGUGAGCUAUCUAGCUACUGAUAGCUUGUUCCCGGACUGGAAAAUAUGGACUCAGUUUCUUGAUGAAUGUACUGAGGGCCUCAAGCUAGAUGGCCUCAUGGAAUCCCACCCAAUUGAGGUGGACAUAAAUCAUGCUUCUGAGAUCGAUGAAAUAUUUGAUGCAAUAAGCUACAGAAAGGGUGCAUCUGUUAUCCGGAUGCUACAAAGCUAUCUUGGUGCUGAGUGCUUUCAGAGAUCACUUGCUUCAUACAUAAAAAAGCAUGCCUACUCAAAUGCAAAGACUGAAGACUUAUGGGCUGCUCUUGAGGAGGGAUCUGGUGAACCUGUGAACAAGCUAAUGAAUUCAUGGACAAGGCAGCAAGGAUAUCCAGUUGUAUCUGUCAAAUUCAAAGAUCAGAAAUUGGAAUUUGAACAGGCACAAUUUCUGUCAAGUGGUUCCCCUGGGAAUGGGCAAUGGAUUGUCCCAAUAACUUUAUGCUGUUGCUCAAAUGAUGCACGGAAGACUUUCUUGUUGCAAACAAAGUCUGAAACUCAUGAUGUCAAGGAAAUCCUGGGUGCAUGCCAGAUGGAGAGUAGAAGUUCUUGGAUUAAAGUCAAUGUGGAUCAGACUGGUUUCUACAGGGUUAAGUAUGAUGAGGAACUCAGAGCUAGGCUUGGAUAUGCUAUAGAGAAAAAGUACCUCAAUGAAACAGACAGAUUUGGCAUUUUGGACGAUUCAUUUGCCCUUUGUAUGGCUCGUCAGCAAUCUUUGACCUCUUUGCUUAUUCUGAUGGGUGCUUACAGAGAGGAACUUGAGUAUACUGUGCUAUCUAACUUGAUUAAUAUAAGUUAUAAAGUUGGAAGGAUUGCUGCUGAUGCAACCCCUGAACUAAAGGACUACAUUAACCAAAUUUUUAUCAAUAUUCUCCAGUUUUCUGCAGAGAAGCUUGGUUGGGACCCUAAGCAAGGUGAAAGUCAUUUGGAUGCAAUGUUGAGAGGAGAAGUUUUGACUGCCCUUGCUUAUUUUGGACAUGAUUUGACACUGGAUGAAGCAUGCAGGCGCUUUCAUGCAUUUUUAGGGGACAGAAAUACACCACUCCUCUCACCUGAUAUAAGAAGGGCAGCAUAUGUGGCUGUAAUGCAGAGAGUCAGCACAGCAAACAGAUCAGAUUAUGAUUCUCUUCUACGGGUUUAUAGAGAGACUGAUCUAAGCCAGGAGAAAACUCGCAUUCUGGGUUCAUUAGCAUCUUGUCCAGAUCCGAACAUAAUUCUUGAAGUUCUCAACUUUUUGUUGACAUCCGAGGUUCGUAGUCAAGAUGCUGUUUUUGGACUUGCUGUUAGCUAUGAAGGACGUGAAACAGCUUGGGCUUGGCUGAAGGAUAAAUGGGAUUACAUUUCAAAAACCUGGGGUUCAGGAUUUUUAAUAACUCGCUUUGUCAGUUCGAUUGUCUCCCCGUUUGCUUCAUUUGAGAAGGCCAAGGAGGUAGAGGAGUUCUUUGCAACUCGUAGUAAGCCUGCUAUGACUAGAACCUUGAAGCAGAGUAUUGAGCGGGUGCACAUUAAUGCAAAUUGGGUUCAAAGCAUUGAGAACGAGCCACAACUUGCCGAGACUUCAGCAACUGCAAACGAGUAUUACACAGUAAAUCUUGACAGUGUUCUAACUCUUUACCUUGGAGCUGCUAUUACAACCCUUCCUGCCUUUACAACAGCUGCUGCCCCUUCUUUUAUCAGCAAAACUGCAAUUAGAUCAUGCUGCAUUCACCGAGAUACAAUGCUUUAUGUCCUUCCAGAUUGCUAUUGGGGUAAGGAAGUUGGGCUUGGAACUGCUGUGAUCUCCUUCCCGGCAAGAAAUACGCAGCUUUAG
Messenger RNA from Dovyalis caffra, 2841 nucleotides. Lineage: Eukaryota; Viridiplantae; Streptophyta; Magnoliopsida; Malpighiales; Salicaceae. The record is from the annotation of a GenBank genome assembly.